This is a messenger RNA of Oncorhynchus nerka (sockeye salmon), 3219 nucleotides long. RefSeq names its product adhesion G-protein coupled receptor D2-like. Gene Ontology annotation, cellular component: plasma membrane. Gene Ontology annotation, molecular function: G protein-coupled receptor activity. NCBI's taxonomy places the organism in Eukaryota, Metazoa, Chordata, Actinopteri, Salmoniformes, Salmonidae. Bases 1 to 3219 code for a protein of 1072 amino acids. The record is from RefSeq and is a predicted model, not a curated record. The transcript is spliced from 24 exons. Gene Ontology annotation, biological process: cell surface receptor signaling pathway; adenylate cyclase-activating G protein-coupled receptor signaling pathway.
AUGACUGGAGCCCUCCUGUCUGGGCUUCUGCUCUGUUGCAUAGUGGUGCUGUGUGAAUGUGAGCCAACACAACCGGGGCCAGACAAAGGAGAGAUGGACUCAGGUGAGGGCAGUCUGGUCCAUCAAACAUCAGACUGGGUGUUCCAGCUGGUCAACGUAUCCCUGGACCUCUCCCAGGCAGAGAGCUUCUGCAGCGGCCAGUUCAGCUCCCUCACCACCCUGGGCCAGCCUGAAGAUGAGGAGGGAACCCUGGCGCUCCAGAUGCGGGCGGGCCUGCAUGGACCCAUGUGGGUCAGGGACCCCAACAGACCAAUGAGCAGGCCUCUGGCACUAGCCAAACAGUACAUGCUCUUCCAAGCCCUGAACUUUCCCAGGGAUUCUCAGGAGGGCUACGGUCGUGUCAACAUGAUGUUCCCGGCCCUGCCAGCGGUGAGCGUGUGUGUCCGCGUGCAGUGGGACCCCCAGUGGGACCAGGUGUCCACCAUGUACUCCUACGCCGCACCUGUCUUCACCAAUGAGUUCCAGCUGCGCGGGCAGGUGGACAGAACAGGACGCAUACUGCUGGCGCUCAUUGUCCACGGGCAGCACUUCCCCUACAAGGCCUCCUUCCUCAACGAUGGGGCCUGGCACCACCUCUGUGUUACUUGGCGCAAGGCUGACGGCCACUGGGCCAUCUAUGUGGACGGGGAGAGAGGGGCCAUGGGCUCCAAGACUAACACCCCCAGGGACAUACAUGGAAAGGGCAUACUUAUCCUGGGGCAGGACCAGGACUCAUUUGGAGGGAACUUCACUGAACCCUUCGUAGGGAAUAUCACAGAUCUGAAUGUCUGGAACACAUCCUUGGAGCAGAGGCAGUUCCGUGCCCUGGACGGCUGCUCACCUUUGACCCAGAAAGCUAUCUUUACCUGGAGUAUUGAUAAUAUGACCCGUCACCCAGUGGUAAAAGAGGUGUCAGCCAAUCUGUUCUGCCCAGGGGUCCACAGGCAGAGGGAGAUGCAGGGCUGCAGGGCCCUAGAGCGCUGGUCUAGCCAACAGCUCCCCUUGUACAGCUCUGCAGACUGCUCCACCACACUCCCCUUCAUCUGCAGGACCAGCAGGGAGCGCUAUGUUAAGAUGAAGGGGUUGAGUGAGUUACAGAGCUCCCAUCCCAGUCCCUUCAUGAACCUCCUCAUGCAGCUCUCCAAUGGAACACAGGGUGUGGAGGGUGUGAUUGGGGAGCAGUCAGGGGGUCAGAUGAGCUGGGGUCAGGUGUCCAGUCUGCUCAACAUGUCCAGGCAGGCCCUGGAAGACACCAAAGAGGGGCUGCAGCCGAGAGACAUGCUGUCCCUGGUCCAACUGCUAGUGCGGGCUGCAGACGUGCCCACAGACAUGGCCACGGAGGGGAACCACAGCCGGGCCACCAACAGCGCUGGGGAGCUCAGCCACACCUUCAUCACUGUGGCUGACAGCAUCAUCAGCCAGGACAACGUCCCCAAGUGGCAGGCCAUCAAACAGGUGGUGAGUGGACCGAUGACUGUGGUCAGGAGUAUUGACCGCAUGGUGACCAGUCUGAGCACUCGGCUGAUGGCAGAAACCGACCAUCUGCUCAUUCACAGCUCCAGCAUCAAGCUGGAGGUCCAGCAGAAGAGUCUGGGAGAGGAAUCCAGUGGGUCGAAGUUCUGUGGUCCAGUGGUGGACAGCAACACCAACAUAGACUGCAUCUCAGUCCCCACACAGAACAUGCAGGAUCUCCAUGACAACGGCUUCCAGAUGGUGACUGUGGUGAACACGUGGUACAGUUCCCUGCGGCCUCUCUUCAACUCAGAAGAGAACAUCACCAUGUUUCCCAUCGUCACCGAUGGCAUCCAGAGGUACCUGGGCACCAUCCUGGGCUCUUCUGUCAUCUCUACUACAGUCCUGGGUGACGGACAGCCUGUCAGCAUGGCUGUACGCUUCCAGCUCCAACACAGAGCUCGGAAUCCUGUAGGGACCGUGUAUGACCCAGUCUGUGCAUUCUGGGACUUUGAUCUGAUGCCAGAGGCAGGGGGGUGGUGGUCUACUAGAGGAUGUGAGGUCAUCUCUAAACAAUACGACUCCACUGUCUGCUUCUGCAACCACACCACCAACUUUGCCCUGCUGAUGCAAGUCUAUGAAGUCCAGAGGAGCCCAGAGAAUGAAAAAGCCCUCCAGGUGAUGACGUUCAUUGGCUGUGGAGUGUCCCUGUGUGGCCUACUCUUCACCUUCAUCCUCUUCAUUGCUGUAGGAGUUCCUAAGUCUGACCGCACCACUGUCCAUAAGAACCUGAUCGUGGCUCUGGGAAUAGCUGAGCUGCUGCUAAUGUGCAGUGACUGGGCCUCUGCUAACGAGGGGGCGUGUCUGGUGGUGACAGCCCUGCUGCACUUUUUCUUCAUGGCCUCCUUCUCCUGGAUGCUGGUGGAGGGGCUGCUGCUGUGGAGUAAGGUGGUGUCUGUCAACAUCAGCGAGGACCGGAGGAUGAAGAUGUACUAUUCCAUCGGCUGGGGUCUACCUGUUGUGAUUGUUGGUGUAACCUUGACGAUAUCCUUGGACAAGUACAAAGCAGACAAUCACUGCUGGCUCAAUGUGGAGACUGAUAUGAUUUGGGCUUUUGUGGGACCUGUUCUAUUUAUCUUGGUUGUCAAUGCAGUGGUGCUUUGCCGGGUAGUCAUAGUGACAGUGUCCAGCGCUCGUCGUCGCGCAAAGAUGCUCACUCCCAGUUCGGCAUCUAAACUCCAUAGCUUCGACCUGACCUGGGCUGUGACGCGACCCGUCCUUAUUCUACUGCCAGUGCUGGGCCUUACCUGGCUGUGUGGAGUCCUGGUGCACCUAUCCAUGAUGGUGGCCUAUGUCUUCAUCGCUCUCAAUGCUUUCCAGGGCCUGUACAUAUUCCUGGUGUAUGCGGUUUACAAUAGUGAGGUGAGGAAUGCCAUAAAGAGGAUCAAAGAGAAGAGGAAAGCCUUGUCUUUCACGAACUGUUCCCAGCCAAUCAGCUUUCUGCCGUCCCAGAGGGGUCCAGCCCAGACGUGGACCCACAGUCUGCCACCUCCCUCCAGCCCAGAGACCAGCGACAUCUCAGGCCCCGGCAGCACCACCUCCACCUCACUGGUCAUCAAGAGCGAGAGUUUUGGAAAAGAAAGUAGUUUCUCCUUGAAACCUGCAUCAGGAAACCAGGUGGUUCAACUGACUGCUUUCAAGCCCUCAGGUAUUUUCACCAUUUCCUAG